UUAUGUGCCACCCGAGAAGUUACGGCGGGCCCGAUAUCGACCAAACUGCCGCAUCGUUUGCAUCCGAUGGAACAGCGAACAGAACCGCCGCCAACACGUACAAACGCACAGCUCCGCAAACAAACCGUAUGCUCCAGACGUGGAAGGGCGACCCGACACCGUCGCUAGCAACAUCGGACACAGGUAGGGCCGGAACGGUACCAUCGGUGAGGCGAAAAGUGCGCCCGCAACGCAUACACCAUCACCGUACGGGAGAUGUCCGGGUCGGGCGCAACAUCGGCAUCGGUACGGUCAGCGAUCAUGUAGGCGCUAGCACUCAUAAACACCAUAGCAAAUCGAUCGAUCGGGUUUCAUCGGUAAAACAGCAGCAGCGUGUGUACAGUAAUGUCCAGCAAGGCUCCAUUACCCUAGAGUUGGGAAGUCACGCAUUUCUAGAACCAGGACAGAAUAGAACGAUACCGUUGAGCGCCCUACAAGACACUUCGAUAAUACGACAACGUAUUCCCUUGGUGAAAAAGAAGCACGGUCGACUGCAGCACGGCACCCACCAGCAUCGCACUAAGCGCCCCGGCUCCAACUCCAUCCCCAGCGGUACGUCCCGCCGUAAUGGACCACCUCCCCAUCUGAAGUAUACAACGAUCGGCGAUCUUUGCAUUACCUGUCCACCGGAACGGACAGCGAUCGCAAGGAAGGGUCUGGAUGGUGUGAUGAUCGAACCACCCUGUCUGUCCACCUGCAACGGACGUCCCAUUUCGAAGGAACUGUACGAACUGGAAACACUGUUCGGACCGAAGGCGAACUUUGUGCUUCCACAUUCGAACGGCCCACCGUACAGCUUUAUGGCGAAGGUGGUCAACAAGCAGAGUGGCAAUACGGUACUUACCUGCGAUCUUCGCUACAGGGUGAUCGUGAAGCAGUGCAAACGGUACAAGCCGAAGAAUCGUGAUCUGAAAGCAAGCUGCAGUCUGGGCAACAUUUGGGGCUCACGGUGUACGUUCCAUUGCCGGGGCGGAGGAUAUCUUAGCCGCCCAAACUCGUACGUUGAGUGUGGCGAGAACGAGCUGUGGGAAGGCGAGGAACCGUACUGCGUGUUCAAUGAUGUCUCCGAUGACUAUGCGGCCGAUAGUGAUACACCUAACGCUGCCGGUGAUUGUCAGCUGGAUAUUCCACCGGAAAAUGGACGCUUUGCCUGUGAUCUGAAAGACAACGAUGGUGCUUCCAACGAACUGGCCGUCCCCAACGGUACCGCAUGUCAGGUGAAGUGUAACGAAGGAUAUCAUGUCCCGGCACAUCUUCAACCAGCUACAUACUUCGAGUGCAGUGAUGGUCAGUGGAACAAUACGAUGCGUCCUUUCUGUUACAAACCGACACCGAACCCUGGCGGAAGCAGCCAACGACGCAGAGUGCAUGGAUAG
This is a messenger RNA of Anopheles maculipalpis, 1415 nucleotides long. RefSeq lists its product as uncharacterized. The coding region runs from base 3 to 1415 and encodes 470 amino acids. NCBI's taxonomy places the organism in Eukaryota, Metazoa, Arthropoda, Insecta, Diptera, Culicidae. The transcript is spliced from 5 exons. The record is from RefSeq and is a predicted model, not a curated record.